Messenger RNA from Dibothriocephalus latus, 402 nucleotides. The record is from the annotation of a GenBank genome assembly. Lineage: Eukaryota; Metazoa; Platyhelminthes; Cestoda; Diphyllobothriidea; Diphyllobothriidae.
AUGACGCCGCAUUUUUGCAUCUCUUUUUCUUUUCUGUAUUCACCCCAGCCGACUGUGACAAGCAGUACGGGUGUUCAGAACAACACGAUAACGGUGAACCUCUCGGAUUUCGAUGUCAUCGAAACGUUGACGAACAUGGAUGCAGUGCCGACGGGUAGCUCUCCGCCCGGCGAGUACGGCCAGAUUAUCCCUCCGAAUCCUACAACUCAGACCGCCACUUCUGGCCUUUCAUCAGGCGCCUCUUCGACCGGUGCUGCUGGCCAGCCUGCACCCACAACCCUCGGCAUCGACGCGAAGUCUUCUAAACCACCGCUGCUGCCACCGCAGCUCUUACAGGCACGGGCAGCCAACUUUGGUGUAGCAGCUGAAAUUGCCGCCGCACCCGAGUUUCGAACUCGCGCC